AUGUUCCGUUAUGGUAUCAAAUGGUUUGGGUUGGGCGUCUCCUUCCUGCUUCAGAACACCGGCGUUUUGCGGCUGCCCCAGUGGAAGGCUGGCCAGGACGCCGAUAGGAACUUGGAAUCCGAGGAAGUCAGCAAAGCGAACUGUCUCAGCCUUUGCACACCAGCUGCAGAGGCAUUGCGUGCAGAGGACCGAGGAGACGAGCAGUGUCACGGCUCUGAUGCUGGAUGUUCGAAGUACACUAGGUUGCCCGUGGCUUCUGCCACCAUCUGCCCUCCCAAGGAGGCGGUGCCUUUCGACGACUCGGGUGCCGCCUCCCCGAUCGUGCCCCUCUUCGACGUUUUUGCCAACUGGAUUGACAAUCCGGAGGCAGGGUUCUGUAAUGUAGGAGCCUCAAUAAAUAGAAUAGCAACUUGUUUAAGGCUUCUACAAGUGCUUAGAGAGUUGCUACAGGGUCUUUCAUGUGGUAAGUUCAGUCCCCUGACUUCAUGCUUCCUUCAUGAGCAAGGCCCCGGACAGGCAGAGACGCAGCCCGAGCCCCCAGAGAAUUUCUCAAAGACCUGCGGAUCCUGGGCCUUCAAUCCCAAGAGUCGGCAACUGCAGCAUCCCUCGAAGCCCAAACCCCCGAAUCCCCCAGACCCCGAAACCCUCGAAGCCCUCAAACCCAAGCCCCCAAGCUUUGAGCCCUGA
This is a messenger RNA of Symbiodinium sp. CCMP2456, 687 nucleotides long. Lineage: Eukaryota; Dinophyceae; Suessiales; Symbiodiniaceae. The record is from the annotation of a GenBank genome assembly.